Colletotrichum gloeosporioides is the source of this 798-nucleotide messenger RNA. RefSeq lists its product as uncharacterized. The transcript is spliced from 2 exons. The record is from RefSeq and is a predicted model, not a curated record. NCBI's taxonomy places the organism in Eukaryota, Fungi, Ascomycota, Sordariomycetes, Glomerellales, Glomerellaceae. Gene Ontology annotation, cellular component: endosome. Gene Ontology annotation, molecular function: phosphatidylinositol-3-phosphate binding. The coding region runs from base 1 to 798 and encodes 265 amino acids.
AUGGACUCGGCGGUAGAAUCCCAAUUCCGCACCAAUGGCACCUUCCCCGCCACCGACCUGAACGGCAGCCAUCCGAAAGCUUCGCCCAAGGUCACAACGUCGAACGGAACCAUCGCGGGCUUGCUGUCGCGCCAGAACAAUGAUGGUACACGCGGGGGGUUAUUCGGGGAUGAGGAGGAUGACGAAACAUCUUCGGGCGGCCCUGCGUCGUCGGUGACGAGCCCAUCGUCAGUGACGUCGCCCCCGUACUGGUUGAACAAUCACCACCAGCGCUCCGUCUCCAACAUCUCGGUCGAGUCUGUGCUGCCCGCCGGCGCGAUCACGAUGCACGACAAUGAAGCCAGCGACGGAAACGACCGGAACCGCGCGUGUUGGGCCAAGAGCGUCGAGAUCACAGAUUAUGUCAUAGUCAACGGCAGCGCGACGAACAUUGGGGCUUUUGUGGUAUGGAACAUCAGAGUUGAAACGCUACAAGUAGGUGACCUGCGCAGGCCUUGGCCACCUGGAGGCUUGAGGUAUCUUGGAACUGGGCCCGACGCUGACAAAGGUGAACAGGGCAGCUAUAUGAACAUUCGCAAGCGAUACUCAGAGUUCGACGACCUUCGCGAGAAGCUCGUCACGUCGUUCCCCAAUUUCGAGGCGGCCGUGCCCCCUCUACCGCCCAAGAGCGUGAUAUCGAAAUUCAGACCCAGAUUCCUCGACAAGAGGAGAUCGGGGCUGCAGUACUUUCUCAAUUGUAUAAUGUUGAAUCCCGAGUUCUCUGGGUCGCCAGUACUCAAGGACUUUCUCUUCUCAUAA